Messenger RNA from Anthostomella pinea, 828 nucleotides. Lineage: Eukaryota; Fungi; Ascomycota; Sordariomycetes; Xylariales; Xylariaceae. The record is from the annotation of a GenBank genome assembly.
AUGCGCAGCUCCAUCCUCCUCGCAUCCGCCUCGCUCCUGAGCGGCCUCCAUGCCCUUGCGGGAUCAUGGGGAGUUUCGGACCAGGGCGGCCCCGGAUGGGACGACGAGUACUCCAUCUGCGACAAGUACACAACCAGCAUCCUCGGCGAAAACACGCUCGUCAACCAGGCCCUCCUGAUGACGCUCUUCGGCAAGCGGAUUAACCAGAUGCCGUACUUCAACGGGGAGCUCGCAUCGUCCAACCUGAAGGAGGACAUCGGGCACGGCGUUGCCAUCAUCUGGCUGGAUGGGGGCGGACCCGCGGCCCUCCGGCAGAACUUGACUGCCUUCACUCAGGAUAGCAACCAAUGGCGCUUCUUCACGCAUCUCCACGAGUACUUCGCGUACCUCCUCGGCUGCAGCCUCUACGGCAGCGUGGCAGACCUUUACAGCGGCAGCACCGACAUCGACUUCGAGGAGCAGUACACCAACACGCAGUUCGUGCUGUCGGGCGCGUCCCUCGGUUUUGAUCAGGCGGCGCAGAAGUACAUCGUGCAGGUGCUCAACUGGCUCUUCAGCCACCGUUGCUCCCCGCCCAUGAGCGUGCCGAAAUGGGCCCCCCCUGCGCUGCAGGCUAUGUGCACUGAUGCGGCUUGUGAGCUGUACGCACCGGUUGUUCAGCCAAGGUUUGUUUCAAAUGGAAGUAUCUAUGAUGAGCAGGCGCAGCCACCGAAUCAGCAGGGGGACGACUGGGACGACAAAAAUGGUGAUGGCGGGGACGACGAGAACGGUGACAGUUGGCAAGCAGAGAAUGGGGAUCAUUGGGAGGGAAAGGGCCCUCGUGAGUGA